Molecule: messenger RNA, 957 nt
Organism: Baudoinia panamericana UAMH 10762
Lineage: Eukaryota; Fungi; Ascomycota; Dothideomycetes; Mycosphaerellales; Teratosphaeriaceae
Exons: 2
Coding region: 1-906 (301 amino acids)
Source: RefSeq, a predicted model, not a curated record
AUGGACCAGAUCUACAGGCGCGCGGUUGUGGUGAGCGUCUGGCUGGGCCUGACUAGCAUCCCGGAACAUCUUCAGCAUUACGUGGGUGCGCCAGGGUUCCAGGAAAUCAUCAGAGUCGAUGAUGAGGGAUUCAACUUCUAUGAGAGCCUCGAGGAUAUCGUUCAGACACCGUAUUGGAGCCGUAUGUGGGUCAUCCAGGAAUUUCUCGUAGCGUCAGAUGUCAUGUUAUACUGCAGCGGGUAUUGUGUGAACUGGUUUGAUCUGAAGAGCUUCAUGGUUUCCAGGUUCGGCAUUGAUGUCUUCAAUGACGGUAGCAGGGACGGCCUUCUAGCCUCUGAGGGGGGCCAACAGUACAAGGCGUUACCUCUAAUCCUGCAAAGACAUCCAGAUCGCCAUCGAAGCAUUGAUAAAGUCUUCGCCCUGCUAGGUCUUGUGCCGAGAGACGAGAGACAGAUCCUGAGCAGGUUCUUCCCAGACUACUCGCUAAGCCAUGAACAAGUCGUUCUCGUUACGCUGACGUACUUCAAGGACUUCUGCAGCAAAGACUCGGAUGCCGAACCACUACAGCUCUUUCGCGCCCUCGGCAUGAAGUCCGAGAGCCACAGGCAGCGUUUGAUUCGAGCGGCGAGCAGUGUCUACUCGGACGCGAUGGGGCCGAACUCGAUUGUGCCAUGCCUGGAGCUCCUCGAGGGAAUUGCUGUAGACGAUCACGUCCAGUCGCUUGAGCGUGAAAUGCAUCGGUGGGAAGAACAGCUCGAGCUACAACUUAAUGCUCUGAUUCGAGGCAGCCAAGUACCAAAUAGUAGAAACCGUGAUCGGCGCAUGCUCCGCUACGCCCUUGGGGGAGUUGUUCUGCUUGGAGCCGUAUCCAUCGUCUUAGGUUUUCGUCCGUACAUUUUGCGGUAGAACGGAGUGUUUGCAGUGUAAGCUCUUCGUGUGCUCUUUCGGUGGGCUGAG